AUGUCGAAAGCCUUUGAUAAAGUGCAACACUGUCUUAUCCUUGAUAAACUAUGCCAGUACAACAUCUCUGGUAACCUGUUGAACUGGUUUACAUCCUACCUUCGUGGGCGAAGACAACGUGUUACGGUACUUGGUGCGACAUCAAAAGAAUGCAACGUAACAUCUGGUGUUCCUCAAGGUUCCAUCCUUGGACCAAUGCUCUUUCUUUUAUAUGUGAAUGAUCUGCCCAAGACUGUGAAUACAUCAAAAGUCGCUUGUUUCGCUGAUGAUACGAAGAUUCUGAAGCAAGUGGACAACCUGCAAGACACUGCUGGUCUUCAAAACGACAUUAUCAGUCUUAACGGUUGGGCCACAGAUAACGGUUUGACAUUCAACCAAACGAAGUGUAAGUGCCAGCGCAUCACACGGAAAAAAACACCAGUUGAGUAUCCCUACGCCCUGAAUGGAUCAGUACUUGCCGCUGCUAAUCAAGAGAAAGAUCUCGGUGUAUGGGUGUCGAAUGAGUUGUGCUGGAAGAAACAAGUUGUCGAACAGACUUCAAAAGCGAACAAACUUCUGGGAUUUGUCAGGAGAUCUUCCCGGGAGAUACGAAACCAAAGAACAAGAAGAUGUCUGUUCCUCUCUGUUGUACGACCACACCUUGGCUACACCACCCAGAUUUGGGCCCCUCAGACCAUCGAGCUUAUCAAGCGCGUCGAAAGAGUGCAGCGUCGUGCAACAAAAUUCACACUAAACCUUCCAUUCCACUGCGAACUAACUUACGAGGAUUGACUACAAGCUACCGAUUUACUACCGAUUAGUUUCUGGCAUGAAUAUUUAGACUUGACGUUUUUCUCCAAGAUGUUUAACGGGUUGGUGUGCGUCAGUGAGGAGAUAAUCCCUGAACGGAAGCAUGGAAAUAUAAGAACAACGCGAGCUACGAGCAAUUCUGACAUCAUUACGUUCAGGAUUAGAAAAUGCAGAACAGUAACAUUCCAAGGGUCGUUCAUGAAUAGAACAGCAAGAGUUUGGAACGUUCUUCCUGCAGAACUGAGACAUCAGUCUCACUUUACCAAGAUUUAAAUCUCUGCUGUUAGACUACUUCAAAACUGCCUUAUACCUAAAUUAUCAACCUCAAAAUCCUCGGACAUGGAAGUCUAUCUGCUUAAAGUGUAACACUGCUCGUAGUCUUGCUGCUUCACUCUCUUGCUGCUAUUAGUGUAUCAUAGUUAUUGAAAUAUAAACAUGAUUAGGAAGGUUGUAAGUCUUAAUUUUAUGUUCUGUCUAAAUUUGCAUAGAUUUGUGUCAAUUUGUGCACAUCCAGGUUCUUUACUGUUUUGAUCUAUUUUUCGAAGUUGUCAGAUCUUCCUAGCCUUGUUUAUUAAGUUUCAAUAGCUAUUUUAUAUUCUAUGAAUUGUUAUAUGUUUUAUAAAAUUUGCAAGCAGCUAAUUAAGUAUGUUUGUGAAAUACAAUACAACGAAAACUUUGAGGAAUUUGUUUGCUUGGCUUCAAGUUCCAAUUCAUGUGAUGACUUUGAUCAGGUAAAUCGAAGUUUUCGUUGUAUUUUAUUUGUGUUUUAUUAUGUAUUUAUAAUCUAAAGGGCCCACAGUAAUUGGUAACACAUACUGUUGUGGUGACCCUGCCAUGAAUGCAUGCAUGAUAAUGGCGAAGUUAAAUAAAUAAAUAAAGUAAAUCGCUGUCAAAACAAUGGUUUAAUUGACAUUAUCGCGAUAACUUAUCAUAAUUAUGCAUGACGUAUUAAUUAUGCAUGACAUAAUAAUUGUGAACAAUGUGCUCUCUUGUAAUCUGUAUGUUUUGAAGUUCUGAUCGAAGUUUAUCAAGAAAAAUUCUCAAAGUUUACAAAUAAAUCAGAAGUAAUCAACAUUUUAUUUCAUGGUGUUGACUCCCGGGAAGUAUUGAGUCUAGUUUAG
Molecule: messenger RNA, 1910 nt
Organism: Paramuricea clavata
Lineage: Eukaryota; Metazoa; Cnidaria; Anthozoa; Malacalcyonacea; Plexauridae
Source: the annotation of a GenBank genome assembly